Kwoniella shivajii is the source of this 1191-nucleotide messenger RNA. RefSeq lists its product as uncharacterized. Gene Ontology annotation, molecular function: L-iditol 2-dehydrogenase (NAD+) activity; zinc ion binding. The coding region runs from base 1 to 1191 and encodes 396 amino acids. Gene Ontology annotation, biological process: D-sorbitol catabolic process. The transcript is spliced from 6 exons. NCBI's taxonomy places the organism in Eukaryota, Fungi, Basidiomycota, Tremellomycetes, Tremellales, Cryptococcaceae. The record is from RefSeq and is a predicted model, not a curated record.
AUGGUCCUCGAAGCCACUGCUGUCCAAGCACCACCUCUCAAAUCUCGGUACGAAGAGUACUACAAUCCUCAAUUGGUUCUUGACCAUCCAGAAUUCCGUAUUUUGGACAGCGAUGCUCCUGAAUUGAAAGACAAGAAUGCCAAUGUAGCUUGUGCAUAUAACGAGAAACAUGAAGUUCAUUUAAUUCAUAAACCAAAACCUAAAGCUGGUCCUGGAGAAGCUAUAGUUCACGUUCGAUCAACUGGUAUCUGUGGGUCGGAUGUACAUUUUUGGAAACAUGGUCAAAUUGGUCCUACCAUGAUAGUCAAGGAUGAGACUGGAUCAGGUCAUGAAUCAGCAGGUGAAAUCAUCGAGAUUGGAGAAGAUGUGAAGAACUUCAAAGUGGGUGAUAGAGUAGCUAUUGAAGCGGGUGUUCCAUGCGGUCAAGCAGAUUGUGAUCCAUGUAGAACAGGAAGAUACAACGCAUGUCAACGUGUCGUGUUCUUCUCUACUCCUCCUUACCACGGUACACUCACUAGAUUCCACGCACAUCCCGUUGCGUGGCUGCACAAAAUCCCUGACCACGUUUCAUUCGAAGAAGGAUCUGUGCUUGAGCCAUUGGCUGUAGCGUUGGCUGGAUUAGAGCGAGCAGGUACUAAAUUAGGUGAUCCCGUUGUCAUUUGCGGUGCUGGACCUAUUGGACUCGUGACACUUCUCGCUGCUCACGCAUCCGGUUGUACACCUAUCGUGAUCACCGAUCUCGUCGCAUCCCGUCUUGAAUUCGCCAAAAAACUAGUACCUACAGUCAAGACCGUCCAAAUUCAACGAGAAUGGAAAGCAGAGGAAACUGCUGAGAAAAUCAAAGCUGCAGCUGGAACUGGAAUUAGGGUAGCAUUGGAGUGUACAGGAUUUGAGAGUUCCAUUAGAACUGCGAUCUACUCCCUACUAUUCGGUGGAAAAGUAUUCGUGAUAGGUGUUGGUCCAACUGAGCAAAGUUAUCCCUUCGGUUAUUGUUCGGCCAACGAGAUUGAUCUUCAAUUCCAAUAUCGAUAUGCCAAUCAAUAUCCCAAAGCAAUCCGACUCGUCGCAGGAGGUUUGAUCGACCUUAAACCCCUCGUCACCCAUCGAUUCCCUCUCGAAAAGGCCGUUGAGGCUUUCCACGUAGCUUCUGAUCCUACUCAAGGUGCCAUCAAGGUACAAAUUCAAGAUUAG